CUGAGUCUCACGAGCACACCAGCUCUUUUUCCCCGUCUGUGCAUCCUCUUGAAGCGUGUGAUCAGCGCAGCCGCUCCGCCGACAAGAAUGUCCAGCAAAACAUCACAAUAGUCGAAAACUGGUGAUAUAUCGGGAGAUGUGUGUUGCUGAAUGUCCAGCAAUUCGUCCCUGAUGAAACUGAUAGUGUGAAACUGACAAAAACAACUGCAGAGCACGUCACGGAGGCAGCCAUCCUGUAUCGGCGCCAGCGUAGUAAUCGUAGUAUUGUGGAGGGAAGCGUUGAUGAUGUGAGUGAGUGCAGGUACAAAUUCAGGAGAAAUGGCUUGAAGGAGAUGAGAUGGAAUUGGAUCAAGCGGGCAAGUUGUAGGGUGAUUAGAAAGGAUGAGUUUUGACACUUCUGCCUCAGAGAGUGAAGAGAAGGAUGUAAAUUAGUGUAAGUGUGCUGGUGAUAUGAGCUUGACUGAUUGUGGUGUGGAAAAUUGUGCACUAAUGUGUUUAAUUUUAUUAAUGAAAAACGUUGCAAAGUCGUCAGCUAUUAGAGAUGAAGCAGGAGGAGGAGGAGGACAAAGAUGUGAGGAAAAGGUUUUAAAAAGCAUGCGGGAGUUAGAUGAAUUGUUAAUUUUGUUAUGGUAGUUUGUCCUUUUAGCAGAGGAGAAAGAUGACAUGUGGAGGGGUAAGUGAUGUGUCAGGGAUCAUGUUGAGGUUAAGAGUGAGGAGGAAGUGAUCCAACGUGUGCAGUGGAGUAACCAGAACAUGAUCAGUAGAGCAGUUUCGUGUAUAAAUAAGGUCCAGUUAGUUGCCUGAUUUGUGAGUAGCAGUAGUUGACACUCGGUUGAGAUCAAAAGAGGCAAGCAGAGUGUGGAAAUCGGCAAACAGAGGUUUAUCUAGAUGAAUGUUGAAAUCUCCAAGCAUAACUAGGGGAGUACCAUCCUCAGAAAAGGUUGAGAGCAACACAUCUAAUUCAUGCAAAAAGUUACCCAGUGGUCCUGGGGGUCGAUAGACAACUAAAAAAUUUAUUUUAAAAGGGUAGGUAACAGUAACUGAAUGAGAUUCAAAGGAGCUGUUGAUACCCAAAGAUGGUAAAGGAUUAAAUUUCCAAUCAUUAGAGAUGAGCAGACCAGUACCUCCACCUCUUCCAGUCAAACGGGGGGAGUGGGAAAAUGAGAAAUUAUUGGAGAGUGCAGUAGGUGUAGCAGUGUCCUCUGGUUUGAUCCAGGUCUCUGUUAGGGCCAUGAGAUUGAGCUUUGAAUGACUAAUAAUAGAAGUAAUGAAAUCGGUUUUGUUUACAUCAGACUGGCAAUUCCAGAGACCAAUAGGAAAAGAAAGUAGUGUAUUAGCAGACAUAGGCAAAGUAUGCAGGUUGUUAAGAUUGCACUGUCUACAUUGCGUGUUGCAUGGUUUACGAGUGGUAAUGAUAGUAGGGAUCUGGAAACACAUAGUAAGAUUUGGUUAUAAACAAAAAACAACUGAAACAGAAAUUAAACAAGGAAAAGGAAAAAGAUUAAUAAAAAAAAACAUAUAUCCCCUGCCAGUGUCCCUGCCCGGUAGAGUCAUACGGUAGAGUCCAUGGUCUUUACACUCUUCGGUCUUCACAUCAGGAGGGCUUAACUGGAGGGCUGCCGCGACUGCUGCCGCGGUAUACUACUCUUUUUUUAAACCCGACAAAACUGAAAUUUAAUUCAGCUGAACGUACUUUACUGUUUAUCACAACAAAGGUCUGAGCAAGCGCACAACACUGACAACGUAUGCGAUAGAGUACGAGACCAAACGCAGCACGUCUCAACACCGUAAACAAAAAAGUGUUUCCUAGCAACGACAACUGCGCUAAACACUAAUGAGACAGGAAAUAAAUACACUUACGAUCUGCUUUUAACUCAUGCUGACUCACAGCAUAUUGCUGACACGCCAGAAAAAGGGAUCGAUUUCACAGCAACGUGAUAAGUUCAAUGUUAUAUCAAGAUGUUUUUCACCUUAUAAUGUGGCAUGAAACAACACUCAGUGUAAGAUUGAGAUGCAUUACCUGUGAUACACCAGCAAAAGCCAUGCUGAAGUGCAUCAAACAAUUCUCAGGUUACUGUGGCUGUGAUGAAUGCACCCAAAAAGGCAACUGGGAGGGGCGCAUCACUUACCAACAAGUCCAUGACCUCACUUUGAGGAACAAUGUCUCAUUUAGAGAGCAACACCAGCCAGAACAUCAUCACGAAAAUGCUGUGUCCCCUUUCAGCAAUCUCCAAAUUGACAUGAUCAAGUGUUUCCCUGCUGACUACAUGCACCAGUGCUGCCUGGGAGUGAUGAGAAAAAUGCUCCUACCAUGGUCACAGGGCAAGUCGGGGCAUCUGCUAUCGCCGGCUCAGCUGAGGGAGGUCAAUCAGAGGCUAAGGAACUUGAGAAGUGACAUACCCCAUAUUUUUGCCAGGAAGCCAUGCAGUCUGGAGGAAUUGGAGAGGUGCAAGGCCACUGAAUCCAGGCAGUUUAUGCUCUACACUGGCAAAGUUGUUCUCCGGGGAAUCCUGCCAGAAACCCUGUACAGUCAUUUCAUGGCCUUUAGUGUGGCUUUGUGUAUACUAGUGUCUCCACAUUUAACACAAACCCACAAUGUGUAUGCCCAUGAGCUCCUCACAUAUUUUGUAGAACAAGGCCGGCACAUAUAUGGGAAAGAAUUCCUAGUGUACAAUGUGCACUCACUGCUUCACCUCACUGCUGAUGCCACCACAUAUGGAUCAUUAGACAAAUGCAGUGCCUUUGCGUUUGAGAGCUCCAUGCACAAGCUGAAGAAGAUGGUUAGAUCAGGAAACCAUGUUCUAGUCCAAUCAACAAAACGGCUCCAAGAACGAUCACAGAUUCCUGUACAAACAAGUGAAGAGAAACCAAUACAAUUGAAACAUCCUAAUAAUGUUUACAUUGUUAGCCCAACAUCCUGCUGUGAAGUUCUGGAGAGGACCAACUCCGGAAAGCUCUUAUGUAGAGUCUUCUCGCACUUAACGUCGUACCUUUACGAGCCAUGUGACUCGAUGAUCUAUGGAGCCUGUGUAUGUGGUCCAUCAAAGAUGGAGAUCCUGGACAAGACAAACUUGCAAGGAAGGUCAAUGAUCCUUGAGGACGGGCAUGGCCGCAAAGUUGUCUUUUCUCUCCUUCAUGACCUUGAUUAAUGAAAUAUGGAAAUAUGUACAUAGUAUUAUUUAUUUUUUUCUGUCAUUGCUUUAAUGUCUUAACUUAGAUUUCUCUCUCUUUUCUAAAGAGUGUCUGUUUUUCUGUUUGUAAUGUAGGUUGGAUUUUACAUAGUUAUUUUUGAACAAGAAAAUGCAAUUGCUGUGGCGACUGCAUUAUGGGUAGAGGAGGUGAAUGGGGUAAGGGAACAUGCGCGCACACACACACGUAAUACCGGAAAUAACAUAUUCUCUGAAAUGUUUUAGGUUCUGAUUUGGCAAAGCCCUCCCAAAGUCCAGAUAAGGAGCUCUGGAAGCGGCACAAAAUAAGAAUACUCUCCCAGACUGACAGCCAGAGAACGAGGCAAAAAAGCUGUAGAAAGUUCAAACGUGGACACAGAAGAAGAGGUGCUAAAAGAGCGGGAAAAAAGUACCAUCAAAAUACUGGAGCGAGAGUUCAGGAGAAUGUGAGAUUCCUACCAAAAAAGAAGAAUAAUGUCCACAUCCUCUCAGAAGCCAUCAAGCCUCCCAAAGCCUCCAAGUU
Carassius gibelio (silver crucian carp) is the source of this 3690-nucleotide messenger RNA. RefSeq lists its product as uncharacterized. The record is from RefSeq and is a predicted model, not a curated record. The transcript has 3 exons. The coding region runs from base 1947 to 3149 and encodes 400 amino acids. Lineage: Eukaryota; Metazoa; Chordata; Actinopteri; Cypriniformes; Cyprinidae.